This is a messenger RNA of Folsomia candida, 2415 nucleotides long. RefSeq names its product serine/threonine-protein kinase meng-po. Gene Ontology annotation, molecular function: protein serine/threonine kinase activity; ATP binding. The coding region runs from base 261 to 1616 and encodes 451 amino acids. NCBI's taxonomy places the organism in Eukaryota, Metazoa, Arthropoda, Collembola, Entomobryomorpha, Isotomidae. The record is from RefSeq and is a predicted model, not a curated record. The transcript has 5 exons. Gene Ontology annotation, biological process: peptidyl-serine phosphorylation; peptidyl-threonine phosphorylation.
CUCCAACUCGGCUCAGUUGUCUGGCAGACUUCGAAAAGGCGAGAACUACUACUUUCCAUUUCCCGAGAAAGCAGGACAAAUAAACCAAGUUUUUCGUGCUUCAGAAUUAAACUGAUCAAUCAAUAUUUUACCAUGAAAGAGAAACUCUUUCUUAAAGAAGUCGUAUAUUUUAACAAAAAAUAAUUGAGAGAAAGUGCAUAAAAACUAAAGUCUCACAUUUCUGAAAGAGACAGUUUGAACACAAAGUUUCCCUUGAGAAUAUGCGAAUACCGACAAACACAAGGAUGCACCGACACAGUAAAGACUCCAGAACGCCGCCUGGAUCGUCAUCCUCGCAUGGAAGCAGCAGCACUGGUGGGUGUGGAAAUAGUGGGCGAUUUUUGUCCGUACCACCCACAACGGCUUCGCCCACCUCGUCCUCCUCCGUGUCCUCGUCGUCUGGUCAUUCUUUCUCGUCGACGGGAAUUUCUCUGUUGAGAGAAGAUCUCUGCGUGGAGGAGGAGUUCGCCGUGGUGAAAUCGCUGUCGGAAGGGGGCGAAUUUUCGACGAGUAAAAUUGUGCUGGCGACGUUGAAGAAGGAUGCGACCAGAGCAAAGGCCGUGAUUAAAGCUCGACCCUGUCUCUCCACGAGUAUUGAUGAUUUCAACCGUGAAGUAGAAUUCACCUAUUUGCUCAGUCCCCACCCCAAUGUCGUGACGUGUUAUAAUGUCACCUUCCUGUGGAAUGGGUCACUCUGCUUCCUCCAAGAAUUUGCCCCGUACGGGUCACUCCUACACGUGCUAAAUAGACGGAGAAUGAUGCCGACAAAAUCGAGCCGAUUAGGCGAAACCAAAACGAAACUGGUUUGCUCUCAAGUUGCCUCCGCGCUCGAGUUCAUGCACCAACUGCAUCUCGUCCACGGACAAGUCACGCCCGAUAACAUUCUCGUCUUUAAAGGAAAUUUGAGCCAGGUCAAGUUGGCAGAUUUUAGUGCGACCCGAAUGGAAGGGUCGCUCGUAGUUGUUACGACCUCGGAGACAAAACUGUCCUCAAACAGGAGCAGUUUCAACCCGCCCGAGCUUAGCGAACUUCUCCCGCAGGAAAAAUACCACGUCGAGACGGGACUAGAUAGUUGGCAGUUGGGGAUUUUGGUGUGUUACCUCCUCCAAGGAAAGUGCCCAUGGGGCGCGGCAGAUGCCUGGGAGGAUUCCAAGUAUCGCAGCUAUGUCGGCUGGCUGAAGAAAAAAAGUCUCAAAGUUCCCGAACCUCUGAGAAACUGUACGCCCCGAUUCAUCCGACUUUUCAAGCGGUUGUGUGAACCGAAACCAUAUCAAAGAUCUGGAGUGAGAGAACUUCGCAAGUAUUUGAAGGAUGCUUGGCUUCUGAGGAAAAGUGGGCAAAUCGUCAGUCGAAGGACGAGUGACGUUUCGACCGACUCGACCACGGCGGAUCAUGCACAAGAAAACGAGGGAGACGUCAAGAUUAUAAAUUCCCUGGAAAAGUUGACACUGUCAAGUUCAUCACCACAGCCACCACCGCCGCCUCCGCUUUCACACGAACAGGUCGAUAAGGAGAGAAAUCUAAAGGAAUGGAUGCAGAAAUCUGGAGACGUAAUCUUAUCCACGUCUGUGGAAUAAGUUUAAUAAGAAAGGCUUAAGUAUAAUUAUAAUUAAGUAUUUUAAUCAAGUAAUUGCAUAUUUAUUAAAUUAUCUUGUAUGAGAAUGACUGAGAUUCUUGCAUGCCUUGAACACAACAAAAAUUAUUGUAUUUCAACAUUUCAUUCGUCUCAAAAUCUCAUUCUGCCUCAGAUUCGCAACCAACCCCAGAUACAAGCAGUCUCAAAUUAUCAUUCUGCCCCAGAACUAAUUCUCAACUCUCAGAUUCUCAACCAACCCCAGGCACAAGCAGUCUCAAAUUCUAAUUCUGCCCCUACUACAAAAACCAGUCUCAAAUUCCCCAAUAAUAAAUCUGUCUCCCCACUUGAACCAAAUAUUAGUCCCAUUUCGUCUCUCCUCCCUCAUUACUCGGAAAAUAUGGAGUCAUAAAAUCUCGAAAACACGAGAAAUCGAGAAUCUCACAAAAACAAACAAACUUUUUCUUCUGUUGUGGCUGUAACACACUCAUUUUGAGCAUAACUUUGUAGAAAAGUGUGUAAAAAGUGGACCACUUCGCAGCAGGGAUUCACAAAAUCACAACAAAAUUAUGCGAUCGUGACAGCGUACACGUUCAUAAAAUCGAAGGAUACACAACUUUUCGAUCCUUGAGCAACUUUUUUUCGCAAUUUCCUUAUCCACCAGAAAUCCCCAAAAAACUCUGUUUCGCAAACAUUUUACAUAACUCGGUCCAAUCGGAAGUGAAGGAAAUAAUGAUGAUGAGCAAAAAUAUGCAAAAUAAAUCAGUAUCGAUCCACGUUUCUGAGGAUGAAUGAUUUCUGAA